Messenger RNA from Prunus persica (peach), 734 nucleotides. RefSeq lists its product as uncharacterized. Lineage: Eukaryota; Viridiplantae; Streptophyta; Magnoliopsida; Rosales; Rosaceae. The record is from RefSeq and is a predicted model, not a curated record. The transcript has a single exon. Bases 183 to 566 code for a protein of 127 amino acids.
AUCUCUUCCCAACCUUAUAUAAGUACCACCACCAUCAAUAUCUUCUUGCCGUCUCCUUCACGAAGCUUAGAUAUAUUUUUCCGUUUAGCUCUCUGCUUAUAUUAUAUAUAUAUAUAUAUAUGAACAACCCAGCUCUGUUUUUCUGAGAGAAUUGAAGAUCAGUCAAUUGCAAACCAAGAGAAAUGAAGAGGCAAAGACGUGUGGAUGUUGGUGGUGCCACCAUGGAUCAAGGAUCAAGGUUUGAGGGUACAACAGCAACAACAACAACAACAAUGACAAUGGCAAGCAAGAAGGCUAAGAAAACGAUUGACAAGGCUGCAGGGAAAGAAGAUGUGAGGAUCGACGGUGGAAAUCAUCAGUUGGGUUUGGUGGCCGCUGAGAAUUUGAUGGCCGGGGAGGAGAAUUACUGGGGUUGUUUGAGUGGUGCUGUGGUGGAUGAGCAAAUGUCAUGGGGUUCAAUUUGGAUGCCAUUUUGGGAUGUGGAGUUCAUGGGCGAAGCUCAUUAUGGCUUGUUCAGUGAUGUGAUUUGGGAUGAUGACAUUUGGGGGUUAAGAACCACCAAAUAGGUACCGAAUCCGUGAGAGAAAGAGAGAUUUGUAUUUAUCUUGUUCAGCUUUUUGUAUAAGAAAUUUAUACAAGAAAUUAGUCAUUUUCGUUCCGACUUGGCUUUACACAGGCCAUCAAAUUGUAAUCUUUGUGUUGCAGACCAUGCAAAUACGUGUUUGAUCAUAAUA